Messenger RNA from Diplodia corticola, 2550 nucleotides. Its product is annotated as abc transporter. The transcript has 4 exons. NCBI's taxonomy places the organism in Eukaryota, Fungi, Ascomycota, Dothideomycetes, Botryosphaeriales, Botryosphaeriaceae. Bases 1 to 2550 code for a protein of 849 amino acids. The record is from RefSeq and is a predicted model, not a curated record.
AUGCUUGUCUCACCAGCUGCUGCACGCAAAUCUGAGUGGCGCAAGCACAGACGCGUGCGGCCAGCAAUCCCUCCACCAAGGCGCUGCCGCCGCCCUAUCGGCACUGCUGACAAACAUGCGGCUAUCCGAUCGCCCUUGGCCCCGGAUCCGGUGCCGCGUGCCUCGCAGCCUUGCGUGGUGUUGUCGCGGAGCAGUUCGCCCACCGGCGAGGCUGCCGCCGACCUGGCUGCCGAACGCUCCCCUCUCACCCAGCAAUCCACCCACGACAAACAACCACCACCAACCAGCGACUCCGCAAGCGUCCACCAACCCUCCUUGCACCGUGUCCCGGGAGUGAGCGCAGAGGGGCCCGGCGGUGACAUUUCUGCAAAGACUCCCAUACCUGGCUGCACGACACCAGGCGGGGACAAUCGCAGUGCUCAUGACAGCGGAUCUUCAACCUCUUCAGCUCAAAGGGCUGUGUUUGACCAUGUUGUUGGCGGAGCGCGCAGGAACAAAAUCAGGGGCGAUGGCGGCGCGGCCGUGGCGGCUUCGGGGGCGGCUAAUGUUGUUAUCGCGCGUUACGCCAUGACAGACGCGGACGGAGAAACUUCGACACAUCCUCGGAGGCAUCGGCAACCGGGCUCGGCCGGCCCGGCCGUCCCCCAGCUGUCCAUGGGGCGUGCCUCCGUUUAUGUACCUGUCAAGAGAGACUUGGCGGCUGACGAUCACCGAACCGACGAGGAAGUCUUGUCGCCGACUUCUGAUCCCGUCGAGGACAGCCAGGCGCAACGCGUGCGGAGUACGUCUCCGGCCGAGGAUUGCGACGCAGCAGGCGCCAGAAGGCCUACGGAAUGCCUAAGCAUGUUAAAGCAGAUGAUCCGCGUGCCGAAACUCCACCACGAGGCUCCUGAUCUGUCAAUGUUCCAGAUUCCGAAACCUGUGGAAAAGGGGAAAGGGAAACGCGUCCGUAAGUACAGCCCGGUAGCCGACGGUUUUGUGGGAUCGGAACUCUCUGUGCCACCUAAACAAAAGAGAGCGCGGAGAUUCCAAGGAAAGGGUGCACCUCCAGCAGGUGGUCUCACUCUCGUCCAGGGAGAUUUGCACGUUCUUGGUCACGCAGCCCAAACCGAAAUUGGAAUGCACAGGAUGGAUUCGCUCCACAGCUUGGCCGCCGCGCCUCGAGAGCGUUCGGGGGAUCUCUUUGACGAUGGUGUCACCUUAUUGCUGGACAGCGCGGAGAGAAAUGUUUGGAUGCCGCCCAGUUAUCCUCGUCGCAAUGGGAUCCUGAGCCAGAGACAGGAUCAAGGGGAUCACGCCGACAGAGAUGUUAGCAUUGGAUGUCAUGGAAGACUAAUGGCGCCUAUCACCCAGACUUCACCAAGGCGCAACCUAUUUCCAACGAUGGGGUUCCAGCUGGCCAAAAGUACUGCACCUGUAAGGCCGGGCAGGGGAGAAGAAGAGGAGGAGAUGGACGGACCGUGUGAAACGGAAGGCAAUGAGUUGGGCCAGAAAUCAGGUGAUGGAUCCUCAUCGGAAGCUGGCAGUUCUUCCGACUCGACAGCAGGGGACAGGCCAUAUGUGGCCGAUGCGGGGUAUCCACUUGUUGAGCGAGGAGAUGAUAACGCUUGCGAGGGUAACCGCGAGACUCUGAAAGCCUCGGAGCCUGCUUUGAACCGAGUGCGCAGCGUUUCCAACCACCCCAGGGAUGAGCCUGUUCUAACUCAACGUUACGCUUCGUUGUGGCUGAGAGAAAGUCAGUAUCGUAAAGGCCUGGGGGAUAGUGCCAUGGACCUGACCCGUCCUGGACAAUCUGCACGCAUGCAGUCUUCAGGCAUGUGGAUGGAGGUUCAAGAAGAAAUAGAGUCCACGCCUCCUGCAAAAUCAAGACUGCCAGAAAAUCCUGAGGGUGGAGAGGAGAGGAUGAGGUCGUCCAUAUCAUCUACAGCCUUGAUCCCAGGAAAGCGGCAGCCGGUUGCGGCGGCGGCGGCGGCGGCGGCGGUGGCAGUACCAGCCUCGUCCAGGCAACGCACGGAACAUGGCACGGCGGAGGCAUACCAACAGCUGAGACCCAUCGAGCACAUUCCUGAAGGGGUUUCCUCGGCCGCCGAAAACACUUUCCGCAGUCUAGUUCGGACGCAUCGCCAUCCUUUGACAGACGCACCGCUCGCUCGAGAUACGAGACCAAAGAGACUGAAGUCGUCGAUCGGGGAAACGUCGCGGAUGAUGGUCGACGAAAGCACCCGAGAUUACUUCAGCGGCACUCAACAAAAGCUGUUUGCGCAAGAUGAGGAACACAUGGGUGCUAAAUAUCUGGUCGGGGACCACAUUAGCCCCGUCACUGAUGGCAACGGCGUUGACCAGACGACUUUGUCCACACAGAGGCAUGGGUCCACGAAUACCCCAUACGUACGCGAUGACCAGUACAGUCAGCGGCGAACUGCCAACCAAGGUGCAGUGGCUAGUAUUCAGCCUCGGUCUGUGGUAACGGAUGAUGUAACUGGAAUGGGUACACUCAAGGGUGGUGGUCGCUUGCCCUCACUUUUACUUGAUCCGCCGUUUCUCCGGUGA